Brugia malayi is the source of this 1071-nucleotide messenger RNA. RefSeq lists its product as uncharacterized. The transcript has 4 exons. The record is from RefSeq and is a predicted model, not a curated record. Gene Ontology annotation, biological process: regulation of transcription by RNA polymerase II. Lineage: Eukaryota; Metazoa; Nematoda; Chromadorea; Rhabditida; Onchocercidae. Gene Ontology annotation, molecular function: DNA-binding transcription factor activity, RNA polymerase II-specific; RNA polymerase II cis-regulatory region sequence-specific DNA binding. The coding region runs from base 1 to 1071 and encodes 356 amino acids.
AUGUUUAGCUCAGAAUUUCCAUCCGAUCCUUCACAGUUCAUUGAUUUCGCUCAGUUUAGUGAAACUGAGGAUGUAGGAAGUGAAGAAUCGAAAUCUGAAACUAAUCAGAUCACAAAUUCUCCUCAUCCUGGUUUCUCCGAUAUCUAUGAUCCCUUCGGCCACACUAAUUUUGAGUUAUCACUUAGCUCAGAUAUGGACUCAUACAGGAAUCUGUGGAGAGAUGCUAACGAAGAAUUAAAAACGAGUGAUGAUAACGUGCGAUAUCCUUCCAUUAGAGAUGCUCAGAAUGAAACUUCUUCCUCACUUAAUCUCAACAGCGAUGAUAUUAUCACAUAUAUGCACUUAGUCCAUGGUCCACAACAAAGUGCCGUUCCAACCCAUUUUCAUCAACUUACUCUUCCCUCAGGCGACACAUCUGGUCAACAUGGAAAUGCUGAACAGUGUAACAUCAACAAUAAGCACUUCUCGGAUAACUUGAAUAUCCUCAAUUAUAGGGAAAAUGCCUAUAAAGGAUUGGAAACAGAUAAGAAAAAUUAUACUUGUCGUUACCCGGGAUGUACAGUGAUCACGAAAGCUCGCAAAGAAUAUCUAACACACAGGAAAACCCACGGUCAACCCUUCAUCUAUGAAUGCAAAGUGCCCGGUUGUGGGCGAACAUUCGACCAUAGAUCAUCAUUUUAUACCCACAUAGAAACGCAUGAACUUCGUCCUCAGUGCGAGGAUUGUGGCAAAUUCGUCGUCAACAGGAAGGCACUGCGAAAACACAAGAGACUCUGCCAAAAAAAAUCUUUCAACGAACGAAGGUAUGAAUGCCUUUAUCCCGGAUGUGCUAUGGUCACGAAAAGUCGUAACGAAUAUAUAACACAUCGGAAAACACACGGUCAGCCCUUCAUCUAUGAAUGCAGAGUGCCUAGUUGUGGGCGGACAUUCGACCAUGAAUCAACAUUUUACAAUCACAUACAGACGCAUGAACCUCGUCCUCAGUGCGAGGAUUGUGGCAAAUUCUUCACCACCAGGAAUAUGCUGCAGUAUCAUAAGAAGCGCUGCGAAAAAAAUCUCGUUAGUUUAUAA